AUGUUUGAGGAGUUCAAUGACGAAAUGGAACCUUGGCACAGAUGUGUGGUCACAGGGAUACAAUACUAUUAUGAGUCGAAGACUGCAUGUGAAUCCUCCCCCUCCAAUCACAAUGCUGGGCCAAGAUCACAGGGCUUCCCAGAGGCUGAACAACCUGGCAAGUUGGAUUGCAUCGGUGAAUGGGAUAGUCACAAGAGUCUUACACUGAGAGAGGAAGACCUCGAGAACUUCCAGAGAGAACAAGCAUCUGCCCGAGAACAGAAACAUGCGAUGGAGGCAAUCAACAUUGGCACACACAAAGGAGUGUUCGCUAUCAACAUCUCUCUCUCUUGUGAACAUUCCUCUUCAUUUCAGAUUGCUUCUGUGCAAGACCAGGAGCUGCUCAUUCUGUGGAAAAGGGAAAUGGAGGCAAUGGUUGCCAAACCUGGCGUGACAUCACUCACCUUGCCAUCUGAUCCUCUGAGAGAUGUUGGCAGUGUGGAUGCCAAUGAUGGAAUGCUCCUCAGUGAUAGUGGAGCCAGCUGA
This is a messenger RNA of Pisolithus orientalis, 525 nucleotides long. RefSeq lists its product as uncharacterized. The transcript is spliced from 2 exons. The record is from RefSeq and is a predicted model, not a curated record. Bases 1 to 525 code for a protein of 174 amino acids. NCBI's taxonomy places the organism in Eukaryota, Fungi, Basidiomycota, Agaricomycetes, Boletales, Pisolithaceae.